AACUGCACCCCACCAUCGCCGCUUCUUCGGGCUCUCCGGGACGGGAGCGCACAGCGCCAAGUUUCGUCCACCACCAGCGCGUCGGUUCCUCCGCAAAAUCCAGGAGCAACCGUUCUCUCUUGCUCGUUUUGUUUCAGGGAAAGCAACCGUACUCAAAACAGAGCAAGAACCAACGUCCAGCGGCAACAACUAGAGCACGCCAGCAAGCGAUCAAACCCAAGUGAUUCAUCCUUUGUACUACGUUCGUGCCGUGCCAUGCCACGCAGAUACGCCCAAGUGUCCAGCGGCAGGACAGGAGGGAGGAGAGCGCGUCAUGGAGAUGGCGAGCGCGAGGAGGCGGGCGAGGCAGCUCAGCGGCGACCACGCCGUGCUGUGGAGCGCCUGCGUGCUGCUCUCCGCCGCCUCGCUGCUCCUCGCCGCCACCCUCUCCUCGGGCUUCGGGCUCGCCGGGGAGGUCAGCGUGGUCGUGAGGGCGAGCGCCGGCGCCGUUGUCGUGACGACGGACGACGGCCGCCCAUACUGCGGCGACGUUGGCCGCGACGCCAUGCUCACGGACGGCGAGUGGGUGCGCGAGGAAGCGGGCGCGGCUCCUCUGUACGACCCGAGGGAGUGCCCGUUCGUCGACGUGGGGUUCCGGUGCCGGGAGAACGGCCGGCCGGACGACGGGUACGCCCGGUGGAGGUGGCGCCCGAGGCACUGCGAGCUCCCGAGGUUCGACGCCAAGAAGUUGCUGGAGGCGCUCCGGGGCCGCCGGCUGGUGUUCGUCGGCGACUCGAUCGGGCGCAACCAGUGGGAGUCCAUGCUGUGCAUGCUCUCCUCCGCCGUCGCCGACGCCGGAGCCUCGGUGCGGGAGGAGCACGGGAGCCCCAUCACCAAGCACAAGGGCUUCCUCUCCUUCCGGUUCCUCCACCACAACCUCACGGUGGAGCACUACCGGUCGCCGUACCUGGUCCGUCGCGGCGGCCGCCCCCGGCCCCGCCGCGCGCCCAGGCACGUCCGCUCCACGCUCCAGCUCGGCGCCAUGGACUCCAGGGCUCACCUGUGGAAGGGCGCCGACGUGCUCGUCUUCAACUCCGGUCACUGGUGGAACCAGGACCGGCUCCAGCAGCUGCAUUGCUACUUCCAGGAAGGCAAGAGGCUGAGGCUGGACAUGAGCGUGGAGGAGGCCUACCAGAGAGCCAUGGACACAGUGCACGAAUGGGUUCAGAAGGAGGUGGACGGCAGCAAGACCCUGGCCGUCUUCAGAACGUACUCGCCGGCGCACAAUAGGGGCACAAAUGGCGGGAGCUGCGCCAUGGAGACGCUGCCGGAGCUGAACAUGACCGGAAUCUCGCUGGGCCGGUGGCCGGGAAUGCUGCUGCCGGCGUUUGGGGGAUCGGAAUCGUCGGCCGGCGCGAGGGACCUGCGUGUGAUGAACGUGACGCUGAUGACGGCGCAGAGGAGGGACGGCCACCCGGCGGUGUAUAACGUGGAGCCGUCGGCGAGGAUGCCGGUGGGGCAGAGGGCGGACUGCAGCCACUGGUGCCUGCCCGGCGUGCCCGACGCGUGGAACGAACUCCUCUACGCCAUGAUUCUCCGGAGGUUUUCUUAGACUUUUUUUUUAAUAUGCCUAGAACUCAGCUAGCUAAGUUAUAGUAUGAUCUUAUUGUCGUUGUCGAUCUUUUUUUUUUCAUCGAAAUCUCAUAGU
This is a messenger RNA of Hordeum vulgare subsp. vulgare (domesticated barley), 1687 nucleotides long. Its product is annotated as protein trichome birefringence-like 10. Lineage: Eukaryota; Viridiplantae; Streptophyta; Magnoliopsida; Poales; Poaceae. The transcript has 4 exons. Gene Ontology annotation, molecular function: O-acetyltransferase activity. Gene Ontology annotation, cellular component: Golgi apparatus. Bases 314 to 1591 code for a protein of 425 amino acids. The record is from RefSeq and is a predicted model, not a curated record.